Molecule: messenger RNA, 3546 nt
Organism: Verticillium nonalfalfae
Lineage: Eukaryota; Fungi; Ascomycota; Sordariomycetes; Glomerellales; Plectosphaerellaceae
Exons: 2
Coding region: 1-3546 (1181 amino acids)
Biological process (GO): mitotic cell cycle
Source: RefSeq, a predicted model, not a curated record
AUGGACCCCCAAUCACCACCCAAGCGGAUGACACGCGCCCGCGCCGCCGCAAAAGCUAGCGAUGCUGGGCCCAAGACGACCAAGAUUAUGACCGCCGCUGCCAAAGCCAAGGCAGCGCCCGCCGCCACAAGAGCAACAGCGUCGUCCAAGAGGAAAACCCGCUCUGACGAGGACGAAGAAGACCACAACGAGGCCUCUUCGACAGAAGCCCCCGCACGCGCCACCAGGGCCCGUGGUCGUCCCAAAAAGGCUGCCGAAGAGCCUGGCGAAGAAGAAGAAGCGACAUCAUCAAGUGCCCCUGGACGGGCAACGCGUGCCAGGGCUGCUGCACGCAAGGCCGCCGCUGACGUGCCCAAACCGGAGCCCACCAAAGAGACGGCCCUCAAGGCAACCCGCGGGCCCGGCCGGCCGAGAAGGCUUGCGACACAAGAAGAUGCCCCGGCUGCGUCCGAGCCGCCCAAGAGGACGACACGCACACGUGCUGCCACAGUGACGGCUGCGAAGCCGGUCGUCAGGAAGAAGGUCACAUUCGAAGAGCCCGAGAAAGAGAAUGUCAAUCCGGACGAGGGCAAGAAAACACCCGGUCUGCGCGGCAGGCCUGUUCGCAAACCGCCUGUGCCCAAAGCGGCGAGGCCGACGCCCAAGACGGCGGCGACUGCUGCGGCCAAGGAGACCAAGGAGACAAAGGCACCCCUUAGCCCUAAGAAGGUGACACAGAUGCCCCACUCCCGAGACGACUCGGAAGAUGAGCUCUGCCAAACACCCGUGAAGGCCUUGAUGAAGAGCCCGGUGAAGCCUCCUUCCAGCGCGCUCGGCUCAUUCAAGAAGCUCGAGCCUAGGCCCAGGGAGACCGAGCCCGCCGGAGACGUUGCCGACGAUGAGGGAGAAACACCCGAGAUCACCUUGAGCAGCCCGGCGAAGCGGCCCCCGACAUCACCCAGCAGAGACAACACCAUGAAGUCGCCAGCCAAGCGUGCCGAUGGCGUGACGAUCCUGCGGCCGGCGUCUGCCAUGAAGCCCUCCACCAAUGGCGAAACCACCCCCUUCAAGGCGUCGCUCCUGAACUCCCCAGCCAAGCGAUCGCAGUCGGCUGUCAAGAGCCUUAAUCUCCCCACUCACAACCGCAGCACCGCCGAGACCUCUCGCUCACCGUUCAAGGCUUCCCUGCUUCAGUCGCCAGCCAAGCGCCCCGUGAUCCCGUUCAAGACCCACGCUACACCCAGGCUUCAGAACGUCGUCGAGUCGCCGCUUGCGUCCACGCGCAAGGUUCCUGGUGCCUCCGCAGAGGCAGAGACGUCCUCUCAAGCGACACAGUCGGCCCGGACCAAGGCUUUCUACAUGGCAUCCCCGGCAGCCCUCCCGUCUGCCAUGUCAUCCUCCGAAAAGCUCAUGUUCGAAGAGCAGGGCGACGAUGCCAUGGACCAGGUGGCUGACCAGAUCCUCCUCCAAGAACCGAGUACUCUCAACUUCCCCGGCAGGCUGUCUGCCGUUCUUCCCCGCUACGCCGACCCCGCCCUCAAGGACAACCUGGCCAUUCUGCAUGAAAAUCUCGAGGACGAGGUCCGCGAAGCAGAGGCCAACAGCAGCGCUCAGGCGGUCUCGCAGAUCGUCGAUGAACUCACUCCCGACGAAGACGUCGCCGCAGACGAAGUGACCGAUGAGGAUGGAGAUUCCAUCAUGACCGAGGAACUCGAGGUCGAGUACCAGGAAAACGAGCCGCCAGUCUCAGCUAUUGCUGACGACACUGAGGGUCCCGUGGACGCUCCUGCCCCGCCCAUGGGCGUGUUUGCCCUUCGGGAGAAAGAUACUACGCCCUACGACGAUAUGGACUCAGACUCGGACGACGAGAUUGCGCACAGUGGUGAGGGACAGAGUUCACCUACCCGCGCUGUCCCGGCUACGCCCACUCCUGCUUUGUCGUCCCGUCGCAGCAUGGGCCAGUCCUCCAACAAGCUUGGCUUCACUCCUCUCGCGCAGCAGCUCAGCGCUUGGUCCGCUGCCAGUCCCGCGAAGCAGACGCGGCCGUCAGCCCCGAAGGCGACAGUGGAAAGCCCGAAGAAGCUGGCGCAGUCUCCCGCGGCUUCUGUCCGCAUUGACGACUCUCCCGCCAAGAGCACUUUUUUCGAGGACGAGAUGACCAUUCGCGCCGAGUUUGACCUCCAACAGCAGGUUGAGGCUGCCAUUGAAGAUGAGAUCAUGGCGGAGCUGGAUGACCCCGAGUUUGACGACAUGAUGAUCACUCAAGAAGACAUGCAGCUUGCCGCUGAAGCAGACGAGAUGUCUUUGCUGGAGCCUAGUCAGGUGGAAGAGAUGGCGGGCAUUCUCGCGCUGGACGACAGCCUGUCCGAGGCCAGUCAGGAGUACGGCGACGAGAAUGAGAUGCCUGUCGACCCGGCCAUGAACGACGGCCUUUCCAUCCCUCCGACGACGCCGCUCCGCACCCUCACCCGCGAGUUCCACACGGUCUCCAAGGUGCCGCUGAAGGCGGCUGACGACUCGACGCCGCGCCCCAAGAAGAAGCGUGCCGCCAGCAUUUCGCGCCUUCCCGUCAGCAGGCCCACGCAAGGCCUGACAAGGAGCGCGACCGUCAUCUCCUACUCUCCCAUGAAGAACAACAGGCCUGCUCUGGAGCCGAAGCACGAUGUAGAGCAGGAGGAGCCCCUGCAGUCUGCUCCUGUCACACCGACCAAGUCUGACAUCUGGUCGACCCUGGGUACCCCGGCGCGGACGCCGCGCCGGGACGUUGACCCCGCACUUCUCAGCGGAGCCGUCGUCUUCGUGGAUGUGCACACCAGUGAGGGCGAUGACGCUAGCGGCAUCUUCGUCGAGCUCCUCGCGCAGAUGGGUGCGCGCAGUGUCAAGAACUGGGACUGGAACCCUGACAGCGCCGGCCCUGACAGCUCCAAAAUUGGCAUCACUCACGUUGUCUACAAGGAUGGCGGUCAGCGCACCCUGGAGAAGGUCCGCCAAGCUAAAGGCGUCGUCCAGUGUGUCGGCGUCAGCUGGGUUCUCGACUGCGAGCGAGAGAAUGAAUGGCUCGACGAGGCUCCCUACAACAUUGACACAUCAUCGUCGUCGUCGUCGUCGUCCCGCGGUGGUGCCCGUCGCCGCAAGAGCAUGAUGGUCACCAGCCCGACCAAGGGCAGCCGCGACGCCCAGACGGCACCCAACACGCCCAUGAACAGGCGCGAAAGCACGGCCUGGGAGCACUCGCCAUCGGACCUCGUUGAGGACGACGAUCAGGAGUGGCAGACGCUUCUGACGCCGGUGCCGCAGACGCCGGCACCGGACGCGCUGGCCAGGUACGCCGCAGACUUGACCCCCGGCACGCCCACGGCCACUCUCAGCUCAUCGGAUGACUCGCCCCUGAGCGAGCCGAUGGGCAUGAAGACGUGUCCCCCCAAGCCCAACGCCUACAGCGAGAUGGGCCACGGCAUCCUCGACCGGGAGAAGGAUGACAAUGUUGUGAGGAGGUUGAUGGCUGCUCGCAGGAAGAGCUUACAGUUUGCCCCCAAGAUUGGAAGCCCUCUGGCCAGGGCCUGGUGA